AUGAAGAUGGAGGAGACAGCUGCUGCUUCCAUUUCCGACCCAAACUCGGAGUUUGCGAUCAAAUAUCCUAAUGGUCUUUCAUUGUCUGACCUGCUUCCAUUCUAUGAAGAUAUAGCGCAAAACAGGCCUAUUCAACUGGAGUGGAAAUUCCCCGGACGAAUUAAGCGCGCAACUCCCCAAGAGCAAGAAACUAGGAAUGAUGAGACUCUAACUCUCAAACUCUCCCAAGAAAAAGGAUUAAACACAACUGGGAACCGCGAUAACCAGCUCAACUUUGCUGAAUUCGACUUUGACACUGAGCCGUCUGUCGUCGAGACUGCGGCGCUGGUUGCUGCGCAGCGACGCCCGCUAGGUGGUUUUACUCGACCUGUCCGCGAAAGGCGCGUUGCUCGUCUAGACAAAAUUCUGCAGGAGGAUAUGAUGCGUAGGCGGCUCGAAAUGGAACAAGCACAGCAGCUUCGUCAACAUCAGUCAACUGAGAAGCCGGCAACGGACGAACAGGAAUUUGUUUCCGAAAUCGGUGAGCCUCCUCAAGAACAAUCCUCGAUGGAAAUCGAUAGAGGAGUGUGUAACCUCACUUCUUCGAACCUUCCCACGUCAGUCGAUGAAUUGGCCGGAGCUAACGAAGAAGAAUUAAAACCUACGGUGGCCACGUCAAUGGUGAACAGUUGA
This is a messenger RNA of Mesocestoides corti, 672 nucleotides long. The record is from the annotation of a GenBank genome assembly. NCBI's taxonomy places the organism in Eukaryota, Metazoa, Platyhelminthes, Cestoda, Cyclophyllidea, Mesocestoididae.